AUGACUCCCCCGCCAGUGCAUCGGGUUUCGAACAAGCGGCCGCGCAGCCCCGGCAAGGGCGAGGCGGUGGGGCUGGUGCUGGAGCCGCCGUCGGUGCCCGCCAGGAAGAGGCGGCGGCUCGGCAGCCACCCGUGUCUUCACGUGGAUGACCACAACCGUGUGCUAGGCUCGGUGAACGGCCACGCGUGCCUCGUCCAGCUGGACUCCGGGGCCCAGAUCACCUUCCUCUUCCACACCAUGGCCAAGAGGCUGGGGCUGAUCACCGGCACGGAGCCCACCGCCAGGCUUCCACGUGUCAGAAAGGCGCCGCAAGCUGCUCCUCGCCAGCAGGAAGGCCGCAGGCUGCCCAAGCGCGUCGUGCUGGACUUGGGCGACGGCUGCCGCGUGAACGCCGCGCCGCUGGAGGAGGUGGCCUCCAACGACUAUGACUUCGUCAUGGGCGUCUCCCUCCUGUGCAAGUACAGCGCCGUGCUGGACCACGCCCGCCACACGCUCGCCUUCAAGACCGGCUCCCAGUGGCGGGAGUUUUCAGAGUUGCGCUCGCAGCUGAACGAGCAGCUGAGAGCGCUCGAUGGCCGCGUGGACACGCAAACAGCCUUGGUGGGGGAGCUGCAGGACUGGUUCAGGCGCCGCGCAGAGCUCCACCAGGACUAUUCCUUCAAGCUGGACAAGCUGGCAAAGUCCCUCCAGGCCAGGCACAAGGAACAGAAGUACAAACGUGAACAGCUGCAUCUGUUAAGUGUGUACAGCUGCUGGAACUCUUUGGUGAACCAAACGAGGAAAGAUGCACGAGAUCAUGCUGCCAUGGCUGACGUCUACCUCAACAACAUCAUUCCCCGGUUCACUCAAGUCCAGGAUGAUGUUCAGCGAAUAUACAAAAGGUGCCGAGAAAUUGGAUAUGAUAGCCAUGAGGAGCUGCUUAAAGUGCUACAUGAGCUACACACAACCAUGCGCACCUACCACACAUACCAGACGGAGUACAAGAAUGCUGAGACCAAACUUCGCAAUUUUGAGGCUCAGAGAAGCAAGCUGGAACAAGUCAUUCCCAAGGAGAAGCUGGAAAAGAACAAGAAAUUUAGACUUAUUGAAAAGGAAAUUCAGAAGAGAAGUAAUAAGCACAUGGAUGCCAAGCUGAAGGCUUUGAAGGCAAGAAAUGAAUACAUCCUCUCGAUGGAUUCUGCUAAUGCUGCCAUCCAUAAGUACUUUGUGGAAGAUCUUUCAGAUAUUGUUGAUUGCAUGGACUUCGGAUUUCACAGCAGUAUAGCCCGAGCCCUCCUGACCCAUGUGUCUGGCCAGGAGUGUCUGCGCAGAAGCUUGCAGAGUGGCAUCGAUGACAUCAACAAGACCAUCAACAACCUGGACUCCCGUCUCGACAAGCAGAGAUUCCUGGAGUUCAACAAUGCUGCCUUCAUGCUGCCCAAGAAGUUUGAGUUUCAAGGACACAAAGGGGAUGAGGUGAACCAGGUGGUGGUUAACCGCCAUGUGCAGGAGGAGAUGGAGAAGCGCUAUGCUCACCUGGUCUCCAGACUUACCAGUCUCAAGACUGAGUCAGAGGAGACAUGGAAGACGAUUGAGACAGCAGAAAAGACUCUCAUGGAGAUGAUCAACCAACGAGAUUACGACUGUGCUCACUAUUUUGUUGACGAGCCGAGGCCAGACAACAAGCAGCCUGAGUCCAUGUUGAUCAAGAUGAAGGCAGACCGGCAGGAGACUGAGGACUUUUAUUUAAGUAAAUUCCGUGAAUACACUCUUGGAAGCAAUCUCAUCACACGGUUACAAGCACGAUAUGAGCUGAUGAGGAAGGCACUAGGGGAUGAGACACAAGCCUCCUCCUCCCCCACACCAACAAGGUUUGAACAUGUUGUCUCUUGUGCUACUGCUGUAAGGCAAGGGUGGGCAAACUCCAGCCCGCGGGCCAGAUUCGGCCUGUGAAGUCCUAGCAUCCAG
Molecule: messenger RNA, 1947 nt
Organism: Eriocheir sinensis (Chinese mitten crab)
Lineage: Eukaryota; Metazoa; Arthropoda; Malacostraca; Decapoda; Varunidae
Product: SLIT-ROBO Rho GTPase-activating protein 2B-like
Exons: 9
Coding region: 1-1932 (643 amino acids)
Biological process (GO): negative regulation of cell migration
Cellular component (GO): cytoplasm
Source: RefSeq, a predicted model, not a curated record